AUGUCCUACCUGAGCCGUGCCUGGCGGGCAGCAGCCCCCCUCCACUCGCCAGCACCCUGGAGAAGCCCCCGGCCCUUCAGCAGCGCCUCGGGUCCCACGACCAAGAAGAGCGUCCCGUACCAAAAAACGCUGCAGAAGGAGGGUCCCGGCGAGCCCAGCCGGCCCCCGCCAGCAUCGGCACAGGUGGUGGUGGUGGGUGGGGGCAGCCUGGGCUGCCAGACCACCUAUCACCUGGCCAAAAUGGGGGUGAGCGGCGUGGUGCUGCUGGAGAGGGACCGCCUGACGUCGGGCACCACCUGGCACACGGCAGGUCUCCUGUGGCAGCUGCGUCCCAGCGAUGUGGAAGUGGAGCUGCUGGCACACACACGGGAUGUGGUCAGCCGGGAUCUGCCGGCCGAGACCGGGCUGCACACGGGCUGGGUGGAGAACGGGGGGCUUUUCAUCGCCUCCAACAAGCAGCGCUUGGAUGAGUACAAAAGGCUCAUGUCGCUGGGGAAGGUGUAUGGGGUGGAGUCCCACGUGCUGACCCCGUCACAGACCAAGGACCUGUACCCUCUGAUGAACAUUGAUGACCUGUAUGGCACCCUGUACGUCCCCAAGGAUGGCACAAUGGACCCUGCUGGCACCUGCUCCACUCUUGCCAGAGCAGCAACUGCCAGAGGCGCUACGAUCAUCGAGAACUGCCCGGUCACAGGCAUCCAGGUGAGAACUGAUGAUUUUGGGGUGAAGAGGGUGCAUGCAGUGGAGACGGCCCACGGCACCAUCCAGACUGCCUGCGUGGUGAACUGUGCAGGAGUGUGGGCACGGGCCCUGGGCCGGCUGGCAGGCGUGCACGUGCCGCUGGUGGCCAUGCACCAUGCCUACGUGGUGACCGAGCGCAUCGAGGGCAUCCAGAACAUGCCAAACGUUCGCGAUCACGACGCCUCGGUCUAUCUCCGUCUCCAAGGCGAUGCCCUUUCUGUGGGUGGAUAUGAGUCAAACCCCAUCUUCUGGGAGGAGGUAUCUGAAAAAUUUGCUUUUGGCCUCUUUGACCUGGACUGGGAUGUUUUCAUGCAACACAUUGAAGGUGCUGUCAACAGAGUGCCAGUUCUGGAGAAAACAGGAAUUAAAUCCACUGUCUGCGGGCCAGAGUCAUUUACAGCUGACCACAAACCACUCAUGGGAGAAGCUCCAGAAGUCCGAGGGUUCUUCCUCGGCUGUGGCUUCAACAGCGCUGGGAUGAUGCUGGGAGGUGGCUGUGGCAGGGAAUUGGCUCACUGGAUCAUCCACGGCCGGCCAGAAAAGGACAUGUACGGCUACGACAUCAGGAGGUUUCACCACUCCCUGACCGACAACAACCGCUGGAUCCGGGAGCGCAGCCACGAGUCCUACGCCAAGAACUAUUCCGUGGUCUUCCCCCACGAUGAGCCCCUGGCAGGACGGAAUGUGAGGAAGGACCCCCUGCACGAGGAGCUUCUGCGACAGGGCUGUGUUUUCCAGGAAAGGCACGGCUGGGAGAGACCUGGCUGGUUCAGCCCUGGGGGAGCAGCCCCGGUCCUGGAUUACGAUUACUACGGCGCCUACGGCCGCGAGCGCCACGGGGACUACACCUACAACCGCCUGCUGGGGGAUGAGUACACCUUUGACUUCCCCCCUCACCACGACAUCAUCAAGAAUGAAUGUUUAACGUGCAGGAACGCCCUGGCUCUCUUUGACAUGUCUUAUUUUGGGAAAUUCUACCUGGUUGGACCUGAAGCUACCAAAGCAGCCGACUGGCUGUUCAGUGCUGAUGUGAGCAAAGCUCCAGGCUCCACCGUGUACACCUGCAUGCUGAACCAGCAGGGCGGCGUGGAGAGCGACCUGACCGUCAGCAGGAUCAGCCCCGGAGCGCCGGGCUCCCCCCUGGCCCCUUCUUUUGAAGGGGAUGGCUACUACUUGGCUAUUGGUGGGGCUGUGGCUCAGCACAACUGGUCCCACAUCACCACCGUGCUGCAGGACAUGAAAUUCCAGUGCAAACUCCUCGACUGCUCAGAGGAGCUGGGCAUGAUGAGCAUCCAGGGCCCUCUGAGCCGUGUUGUUCUCCAAGAAGUGCUUGACACUGACCUCAGCAACGAGGCCUUCCCCUUCUCCACACACAAAAUCACCACGGCUGCAGGGUGCCAGGUCCGUGCCAUGAGGCUGUCGUUCGUGGGCGAGAUGGGCUGGGAGCUGCACGUGCCCAGGGCUGACUGUGUGAAGGUUUAUCGGGCGGUGAUGCAGGCAGGAGCCCGGCACGGCAUCGCCAACGCCGGCUACAGAGCCAUCGACAGCCUCAGCAUCGAGAAAGGGUACAGGCACUGGCAUGCUGACCUGCGCCCCGAUGACACCCCGCUAGAAGCAGGUUUGGCCUUCACCUGCAAGCUCAAGUCCAGCAUCCCCUUCCUGGGCCGGGAGGCUGUGGAGGCUCAGAAAGCCAAGGGCAUCUUCCGCCGCCUCGUGUGCUUUACCACAGAGGAGAAGGUGCCCAUGUUCGGCCUGGAGGCGGUCUGGAGGGAUGGGAACGUGGUCGGCCACAUCCGGCGGGCAGAUUUUGGAUUUGCCAUCGAUAAAACCAUCGCCUAUGGUUACAUCCGUGACCCUGCAGGCGGCCCGGUUUCCCUGGAUUUUGUGAAGAGUGGUAGCUACGAGCUGGAGAGGAUGGGAGUGACCUUCCCAGCCCGAGCUCACACCAAGUCCCCAUUCGACCCCGACAACAAACGCGUGAAGGGCUUUUACUGA
Cinclus cinclus is the source of this 2736-nucleotide messenger RNA. It is a transcript of the gene SARDH, whose product is annotated as sarcosine dehydrogenase. Gene Ontology annotation, cellular component: mitochondrion. The transcript has 20 exons. NCBI's taxonomy places the organism in Eukaryota, Metazoa, Chordata, Aves, Passeriformes, Cinclidae. Gene Ontology annotation, molecular function: oxidoreductase activity; protein binding. The record is from RefSeq and is a predicted model, not a curated record. The coding region runs from base 1 to 2736 and encodes 911 amino acids.